Zea mays is the source of this 2403-nucleotide messenger RNA. RefSeq names its product protein HESO1. Gene Ontology annotation, biological process: RNA 3'-end processing. Bases 524 to 2077 code for a protein of 517 amino acids. Gene Ontology annotation, molecular function: nucleotidyltransferase activity. The record is from RefSeq and is a predicted model, not a curated record. NCBI's taxonomy places the organism in Eukaryota, Viridiplantae, Streptophyta, Magnoliopsida, Poales, Poaceae. The transcript has 11 exons.
GCCAUGGCUACUCUGGCGGCCAUCUCCUCCGUGUCUUAUGACACAGACACCGAUUCCGACUCCUCGCGGUUACUCUCUCUCUCUAAUUUCCCCGUCCAACCCCAAGUUCAAUCUACUCCAUGGGAGACGAUCGAUUUGGUUCCCUUCUCUCUCUCUUUCGGGGUGCUCGCCAGAAUGGGGAUCGCAUUUCUGCUAGCGCGCGCUGUUGCUGUUGUGGGGAAUGAUUUUGCUCUUUCCUUGUUGCAGGUGCAGCGAGGCAAGCACAUGGGAUUCUCAAGUGUUAAGCAGGCAUGCUGAAUGUCUGGAGCUGGAGGAGUUGACUGCAAUAUCAGUCAAUCCCAGUCUGCUUCCAGCUUUGAAUCAGUUGCUUCUCGAGGCGUAUGCCAUUCUACGUCCCAAGCCGCUUGACUAUGACCAGCGCAACACCUUGGUUGAUGUCUUCAGGAAGAUGGUGAAUCAAAGAUUUGCCUAGAUGUAAACCAGGAUUCCUACAGCUCAUCGUAAACAGGAGAGUAGGCCUCAUAUGCAGCAGCAGCAACAGCAACCAGAACGCUAUUCUGUAACAGCUGGUGGACUUGCACGUAGCAACAGUGGGUCUCCGGUUGUGGAACCAUUUGGAUCAUUCACGAUGGAUUUAUUUACUCCUCACAGUGACCUGGACCUCUCUAUCAAUUUUAGUGCUAAUACUGAUGAGCAAUAUACUCGCAAGCAAAUGAUCUCUAUUAUCAAGAAAUUUUCCAAGGUUCUAUUUUCUUAUCAGAGGAGUGGAAUUUUCUGUGGGGUUUUACCUAUUGUAAGUGCUAGGGUGCCUAUACUGAAGGUUAUUGAUCGUGGCACAGGGGUCGAAUGUGAUAUUUCGGUUGAAAACAAAGAUGGCAUGACAAGGUCAAUGAUCAUUAAAUUUGUUUCCUCACUUGAUGAAAGGUUUCAGAUACUAAGUUACUUGGUUAAGUUCUGGGCUAAGGUACAUGAUCUGAAUACCCCAAGACAACUAACUAUGAGCUCCAUGUCAAUUAUUUCACUAGUUGCUUUCCAUUUGCAGACCCGGCAUCCUCCAAUAUUGCCUGCGUUCUCUGACUUGUUAAAAGAUGGGUUAGAUUGCGAAAGCAUUGAGAGGAAUGCUUUACGGUUUAGGGAUUUUGGGAGUAGAAAUAAAGAAUCUGUCGCUGAACUGUUUGUAUCAUUGAUAAGUAAAAUUGUUCCUGCUCCUCCGCUGCACAUUCUGAAAAGAACUACCAUUUCUAAGCCCCAUAAGGCUGCAGAGCUAUUGUCAGCAGAGAGUUUAUGGGAGCAUGGGCUGUGCGCAAGCAAUUUUGAAGCGUCAUGGAUCUCAAAGACCUGGAAGAAAGGAGUAGGCAAUUUAAGUGUUGAAGAUUUCUUGGACCGGUCGCAAAAUUUUGCAAGGUCAGUGGGAAAGGUGCAGAUGCAGAAGAUUUGCAAAUGCCUUAGAGAAUGUGCUUUGAAUUUGUUAGAUUUCAUGAGAGGGAAAAUGGACACAACGAAGCUGAAGACCCUUUUAUUUGGGCGGCUUAGCCCAGACGAAUUAGUCAGCAAACCUCGUCUGAAGCAUGUCAAGAGAAAAAGGAAUUGGGAACGGACCCCGCAAGGGGGAAGAUGUGUGCUCCAGAAGAGUGCAAAGCAUGCUGGUAGUGCUACUGGCAGUGAUUCAUUACCCACUCCUAACAAGGUCUUGCAUCAUGCACUCCAUUAUCGAGUUGCUGGCCAUCAGUCUAGCAUUCAUCAGUUUGUGCCCAUUAUUCGAUGGCCACGAAUCAUUCCUUCUGGUUUUGGCUAUGGAUUAUCGCUUGGGAUUCCAUCAGUUGCUCCUCACCUUGGCAAGGGAAUACUGGGCAAGCCACCAAUCAUUCCUUCUGGUUUUGGCUACGGAUUGUCGCUUGAGAUUCCAUCAGUUGCUCCUCACCUUGGUAACGGAAUACUGGGCAAGCCACCAAGUAAUAUAACACCCUUAGAUCAACGGAGCUCAACUCAACUAGUGCACGUACGGAAUCCACACCAGCAUACAUGUCAGCAAUCAUGUGGCGGAGCUAUGGAGCCGAGCAGCUCCGGCGUGGCUUAAUGAUAAGGUCCGGUGAUGAGCAGCUCUAGUAGCGGUUAGGAGUUUGAGGUUAGAUUUAGGGUGUGUUUGGUUUGACUUUUGGCUUUGGCUUUUGCCCCCUAAAAGUUAAAAGCCAACCAAAGGGCUGGAUACAGGAAGCAGCUUUUUUCUAAAAGCCGACUUUCUCGUAGUGUAAAUCUGAAAGCACCCCUGAACCUGCUUUUAGUGGCUUUUCGGAUGGAACUAUGAAAACAUAUAUCGAAGAAUUUUUAACGACUUUUAGUGGUUUUCACUAAACGGUUUUUAGAUUUUUUAACAGCUUACAACCUACAACAGCUUUUUACACA